AUGAAAUAUAUUGCAACCUCGAGUAAUCAAUAUGAUGAUAUAGUUAAAAAUCUACAUAUUGACUUCGAUCUUCAUUCCGAGGAUUAUGAUCAAUCGGUUUACGUGUGGAAAUUCGUGGAAGAAAGAGUUUCAAAUUGCAAACAUAUUCUCUCAAGUAUUGAUAGAAAUACUCCUUACGACCUCGAAAUAAUUGAUAUCACAACCGGGUCAAAGAAAGCAUUGAAUGCUCAAGGUUUGAAAGGAAGAAUCUGCGAAGCUACAUUCCUUAACGAUGGAAAAUUAGUAGUCGUUAAAGGGGAUCCUGUUUAUCGGGAAAGAUUGCUGGUUCUCUUAGAUAAGCCUUUAGUAGUCAUACAAUGGAAUUUAGAAAACUGGAGCUUGAAGCACAAUAUGAAAUGGAUUGGAGUUUGUCUUGGUAUUUUUCUUUGA
Acaulospora morrowiae is the source of this 429-nucleotide messenger RNA. Lineage: Eukaryota; Fungi; Glomeromycota; Glomeromycetes; Diversisporales; Acaulosporaceae. The record is from the annotation of a GenBank genome assembly.